Molecule: messenger RNA, 752 nt
Organism: Diprion similis
Lineage: Eukaryota; Metazoa; Arthropoda; Insecta; Hymenoptera; Diprionidae
Gene: Apime-ASTA
Product: allatostatins
Exons: 2
Coding region: 37-663 (208 amino acids)
Molecular function (GO): neuropeptide hormone activity
Source: RefSeq, a predicted model, not a curated record
UCAGGGGCGAAAAGCGAUAUUCAAACAAGUGAAAAAAUGAGAAGCGUCACGUUGGCGCUGGCGUGUUCCUGCGUCUUAGCCGUUGUGAUUCCCUCCUGGACGAUGGAGGAAGCGGCCUCCUCGGUGCCGCUUCAACCCUCGUCGGGCAGGAUGGCCCUCGACUCAGAAUUGGACUCGGAGGGUCUUCAGAACGGGCCAGAAAAGCGGGUCUACACUUACGUGUCCGAGUACAAGAGGCUUCCGAUCUACAACUUUGGUCUCGGGAAGCGGUGGAGCACCGGUGGCGUCGUCCCCGAGGAUAAGAGAGCAAGAUUGUACUCCUUCGGGCUGGGAAAGCGGGCAAGGCCGUACAGUUUCGGGCUUGGAAAACGUGGUGAGAGUUACGGAAGCCAGGUAAGGAUGGAGGACGACUACGAGGAGGAGCUGCGGGAACCGCUCGAGGAGUUUCUCCAGGACAAACGGAGCCGUCUGUACAGUUUCGGUCUGGGAAAACGCACCGCGGGAGCGGAAGAACGAGGCGAUUUUGGACAGCGUUUCAAUUUCGGUUUGGGUAAACGACCCAGCGAGGCGGAAUUCGGUCGACGAUACAAAUUCGGUCUCGGCAAACGACGGCUCGACGGGGAUGAAGACGCGGAUCAACGGCAGAUCGCUCUCGCCUCCUAGGCCCUUGGAUCCCCAGCCUCUUAAUCCCCCCCCCCCCCUUCUCCUUCCAUCUGCACCGCAAUCCCAGAAAUUCUUCCGCACGAUGAAAU